UUAUCUUUCUCUUUCUUUGAAAAAAGGCAGUUUUUUCUCACGCUUCCACAGUUUAAACAGAACAUUUAAUCGGUAUUUGUUCUCCGAACUCCAAACUUCCUUGGGGGUUUCACGUCUGGUCUACUCUUCUCGUCUUUGAUAGUCUCGUGAUUACGAACUACCUCCAAUCUUCGUUGUACAUCUUAUCUUUGGAAUCUCAAUAUCCCUUAAGAUUUUCAUAUCUUCAGUCAUAGUAAGGUCGACUCAUUCUACCCAUUCCUCACUUGUGUUCUGUGUUGGGCUGAUUGUAAAUUUAGGUCUCUUAAGAUCAGUUUUCGUGUGCCUCUUGACAACUAUACUGAGUCAUUCUUUCGAAUCUGAUUCGUCAAAAAUUCUAUUACUAAGAAUAAAUCCAUGUCAUUGCUUCCUUGUUUGACGAAUAAUUCGUGGUAAAUUUCAGGAUGUAGGCCUCGGGUGUUAGAAUAAAAAUCGUGGCAAAAGAGGAACUCCAUUGAUUGCUCUUUGCUAAGCUGGAGAUAAUGUAUUGACCUCUUGUUCUUGUAGAUCAAAAAACAUUCUUUAAUCUUGGAGCCGAGAAAGCUAUGCUAUUCACCUGUGGUGGGCGUUGCCCCUGGGUGUCAAUCACUAAUGCAAUUUUCGUUCAUCGUUGGCGUAAUUGAUUGAAGGUUAUGACUCUGUUGAGGGAAAAAAUGUCAAUAGACAUCCGGCAGACGAGAGGCCACUAAAAGCACCCCUGAAACUGAAACAGUUUUGUUUCAUUUGAUAAGCAGGAUUGCAAGCAGGCACAUUUAUCAUUUGGGAAUCUCUAGCUUCGUUUGUACACACAAGCCUUUCCUACUACUGAUGGUGUCCAACACGUUGCUUAACAGCUGUCAAGACAAGAACUCGUUUGUUGACUACAUACGUCAAAAUUGAUUUGUGCGUAUUCUGGUGAAAACUGGGCGAACUCUACUAAACCAGAGAAGUCGAGAAUCGUCCAUCACAGACCAAGAGCGUCUUGGCACUGCAAUCACUAAGUUGAAGAACACUCUGCGAAGGAAUCCAGUCUUGAUUGUGGGCGAGGUUUUCGGCUACCGCAGCUCGACGUGAAAAACAGAACGUUCAUUAGAACCUAUACAAAGUCGUUGAAUAAAGAGACAAAAAGCGCCUGAUAUCAACGAAAACCCAGCAGCCUGUACAAGAUCUUGAUAAAGGUCUGAUAAUCAUGUGAUGUUGUUUUUAAAUCGAUCGCCGCUGAUUUAAUACCGCACAGACAAAAGUCGCAACCUCUAAAUAGCGUACGUAUAGUUUGAAACCAAAGAAAAGGGUUUGUAACACCAACUUUGAUAUUGAACUUGGAAUUGGUCGAGCAAAGCUAAGACGCAGGUGCCCUCUAUUAGGAAGAAAGAGUGUGCGCGCAGUCGAAAACCUCACUUAAAACCAAACCACCUCGUGACUUCUCGUUACCAUGAACAACUYGACGCUUAACUAUACUUUUCAGACCGGAUUCUGCGCCGUAACUUUGGAAUCAGACAAGGAAAAAGCUCUGAAAACCCUAGCGUAUUGUUGCAUGCUGUUAUUAUCUAUAACAGGGAACUGUCUUGUCAUCACUGUAGUCUUCAAGAACCUCAGCAUGCAAACCACUGUUAACUAUCUGAUAGUAAAUAUGGCCGUUUCUGACUUACUCCAGUCAUCAAUCGCUAUACCGAGGAACAUCGUUGAAAUAUACUAUGGAUCGACCCGGUGGUUCAUUGCUGGCAAGGCAGGGGACUUAUUUUGCAAGUGUGUACCGUUCUUUACGGAUAUUUCGACCGCAGUAUCAAUUCUAAGUCUAGUGAUAAUCGCUUUUGAUCGUUUUCUCGGGGUCGUGUUUCCUAUGCGUGCUUCGAUCAUAUCCAAGAGGAUGCACUCCGUCAACAUGGCAUUCACGUGGAUCAUAGCUAUGGGAUUUCAUGCUCCCUAUUUUUUCGCAUUUCACGUCGAAGUCCAUGGCACUUCGCAAUGUUUUUAUUCAUGGGAUCCUUUACCAGCCGAGUCCGCGCGCAUCUAUUUUCUCGUCACCUCAAUCUCGCUCUACUUUUUCCCGUUGGCUUUACUUCUUAUCUUGUACUCGACAAUUCUCGUCAAACUAACUCGCAGAAAAACGCCAGGGAACAGUUCUUUUCGCACUCAACAGCGCAUCUCAAAGCGUAACCGAAGUGUUGUGCGCAUGGUACUCGCAGUGGUGGUGGUGUUUGCACUUUGCUGGUUGCCUAUCAAUACCUAUGUCUACCUGUCGUUCUUUUACUGGACUCCGCAAGAACUAUCCUGCUUCACCAAAUUGUAUUUCUGGGGAAAGUUUGUUGCUUAUUCAAAUACCGCCCUGACGCCGUUCUUAUACUUUCUCUUUAGCCAGAACUAUAGGCAAGGUCUGAAGUACUUAUUCUGUGGACAAGUGGCCACGCUCAAAACUUCCAUCCACACAAGGCCAAGGAACGACUAUGAAGGAGGUCGGGAAAUCUCGUUAUCGGAGUCCAAAUCUAAACCCUGGGCUAAAUAUGGAAGGAAUUUGAAAAGUCCUCACUCUUCUACUCUUAGUGAUAACCAAUAUAAUUGCAUUCCUCGUUUCGCCUUUCGAUAACAAACUUGCAAAAAAAUGUUCUGGUAUAAUAACUGAACAGCUGAAGGUUGGCCUUUGUGAAAACCCGACCCCAUGUUUGCGUGAAUAUUAUGGACUGUAUAUCGCCAAGCACUGUAUAUUUGCCCAUGUAUAUUACUUCACUGAAUAAGCUCCUAAGCUGGUCUCAGAUAUAUUUCGCCUUACAAACCGAGCUUAUUUUUGAAAAGGCAUAAAAGAGACUUAUCGAUCGGCUUACGAUUAGCCAUCUAAAUAACCAUUUAACAAAAAAAGAUUGAGGCUAAAAUUUGUUUAAAGGAGGACAAAGCGGCUAAAUAUAUCACAAUACUCCGCACUUAGAUGAGUUUGAAAACUGUAAACAUGGCGGUGAUAUCUAACUUGUCAGAUUAUAUUAAUCGUUCUGCCGAGACCCAUAUGUCUUCUCAAUCAAUUCUCCAUAACAAAUUGACCUUAAGAAGUUGACGUUGAUUCCCUUUGGACCCAAAAAAUAUCCGUGCUGUAAUGUAAGCGCAAACGGCACAAAACUCUUGGGUUUCGCAUUGUGCAGUUCGUGUUUAUUAUUCUUUAAUUUAUGGCCUCAUUAUCGUUGGAACAAAUCAGCGGUGAGGUUAAGUAGAAGGUGGGGUAUUAGGCCUUUAUUUCCAAGAAACUCUGUUAGAGUCUACGCUACUAGUCGGUCGCUAGAGAAAACCUACAGACACGUAGGCAAUGCCAAACAAAUAAACUUGUGAUGUAUUAACGGUCGUAUAGGGUUUGAUUAUAGAAAGUAUAUACAACAAGAAUGUUUAUGUCUCUUGCUUUUAACCUAGGGCUAACGCACUCUAUUACAAAUUAUAAUGUAACCACAUCCGGUAGCCUUCCAAAUAGCUUUUAUUUUACUCCUCCAAGGCUUUUUCUCAAGAGUUGGCGGUCAAUUCACAAGUGAUAGCGCGUUGGUUUAUCUCUAACAAGUCAGUAACCUUAGCGGGGAAUCUUAGAAAUACAUGGAACUAGUGACGAAAGAAGAGCAAAGAAGAGACAGAGAGACUGAGAAUUUCGAGUGGAGUGCAUGAGUCAUUAUGGAAUGAAGUAAAGUUAAGUGCCAGGAUUUUACUUCAUUCAUUAACAGUUUUUUUUCGCUUAUUAAUUGUUGCUUAGAGCGCGAGAGACAUCAGGAAAUCUAUUCCUCUAACGAAAUUACAACCGAUUACUUUGUUUUCCUCGUUAUUAUUUUCCUUUACUUCUCUUAUCCGCAACGCAAUAUUACUUCGGAGCUUUAGAUAAUUUCUUUCUGAUGAGGAUUUCUAAGCUUGUUUUUCGGCAUCGGCCGACGGUAGACUUCACUGAAUCGCUUGCAGUAUGUCUUUUUGUUCGUUUGCCAAAGUAAAAAAAAAAAAAAAAAAAAAAAAAAAAAAAAAAAAAAAAAAA
Messenger RNA from Actinia tenebrosa (Australian red waratah sea anemone), 4003 nucleotides. Its product is annotated as substance-K receptor. The record is from RefSeq and is a predicted model, not a curated record. Gene Ontology annotation, biological process: G protein-coupled receptor signaling pathway. Gene Ontology annotation, molecular function: G protein-coupled receptor activity. Gene Ontology annotation, cellular component: plasma membrane. NCBI's taxonomy places the organism in Eukaryota, Metazoa, Cnidaria, Anthozoa, Actiniaria, Actiniidae.